AAUGGUAUCCAGCAUAUAAACCAACAUAAUGUGUAAUUAAACAAAUGUAUCUAAAGCUGAAGCUAAUAGUGGCAAUAUGAAUAAAGAGAACAAGGAAAAUCAAUGUUUUGAAGUGCGUGAAAGCCCAGUCAAAACACCUCUAAAACAAAAGGCUGCCCCCAAUUUGCUUUUGGCAGAGAUCCAGCCUGCUGCUUCUGACCAUCUGACAACACCACCAAAGCCCAAUGAAAGUACUUCUGGUGAUCCAUGGACCCCAACCGCUAACCUUAAAAUGCUGAUUAAUGCAGCUAGUCCUGAGAUUAGAAAUCGAGAACAGGGAAAAAAAUGGUCCGAUAAUAAAAGCGAAGGCCUUGAGGAUCAUUUGUCAGGAGAAGAAUAUGAAAAGUCUCAACCAAGCCGUAAAGAGAAAAGCCUUGGAUUGCUAUGUCAUAAAUUCUUAGCUCGCUAUUCCAGUUACCCCAAUUUUUCUAAAAACAACGAAAUAUGUCUUGAUCAGGUAGCAGAAGAUCUAAAUAUUGAGCGCAGGCGAAUCUAUGACAUAAUGAAUGUAUUAGAAAGUCUUCACAUGGUGAGCCGAUUUGCCAAAAACAGGUAUUCCUGGCAUGGGCGUCAUAAUCUUAAAAAAACACUGCAGGCUUUGAAAAAAGUAGCUGAGGAAAGCAAGUACUCGGAACAAAUCGAACUGACUAAAAAAGGAAAAAAUAGGCAAGAGGAUGAAAACACUGGCCAGAAUAUUGAAUGGAUGCCAAAGCACGCUAGGUCAAAUUAUCACACAGAUUUUGUGGAACUUCCUGGGAUGGAACUUCAAGCAGCUUCAGUAACUAGUCGUAAAGACAAGUCUUUAAGAGUGAUGAGCCAGAAAUUUGUAAUGUUGUUUCUUGUGUCAUAUCCCCAAGUUGUGAGCCUUGAAGUUGCUGCUAAAAGUUUGAUUGGCGAAGACCAUUGUGAAUCACUGGAUAAAAGCAAGUUUAAAACUAAAAUUCGAAGACUAUAUGAUAUUGCUAAUGUUCUCAGUAGCCUUGAGCUCAUCAAGAAGGUUCAUAUUGUAGAAGAGAAGGGCCGCAGACCAGCAUUUAAAUGGAUAGGACCAAAUGUUUUUUCUGAUAUUAAAGAUACCCAGCCAAAAUUGGAUGCAAUGCCACUUGCUGUGGAAGAUAAAUCUUUUAAAGAGCGUUGUUCUAAGAAUCUCUUCCCUAAUAAUAGCAAACAAUUUUUCACACGGCAUCCGUCUUUGAUAAAACUGGCAAAGAGUAAAGAAAAUGAUUUGAGAAAGAGUCAUUCGGCUCCAGGCAGCCCUGUCAAAAAACAUUCAGACUCAAAUCGUUCAGCUUUUCCAAGCAAGAUGGCUCAACUUGCAGCAAUAUGCAAGCAACAAUUAGAUGAACAAUCAAGGGAAUGUAAAAAGGUAAAAAAGAAAUUGGAAGACACUUCGCCUUCUGAAUCUCAUCGGAAGCCCAAAGCAGUCUUGUUACCUUCUCAAGCUACGAUCUUAUCCCCGACCUCCAACUCAAUACUUCCCCCUGUCUUUUCUACUCUGCCACCUACAGCAUAUCUGAAUCCGUCCCAAGUACAGAUAGUGACCACAUAUCCAAGUUACAUGGUAUAUCCUGUUUCUGCUACUAAUGUGACCAAAAUUAAGACUCCUGUGGAAACUCUCGCUGAAACAUUUACUAAAGACAGUUUUAACGAUUGGAAAAAAGCUGAAGAGCUGCAACUCUGGCUAACUAAGGAACCCAGUGGAACAACAGAUGAUUUGAUAUCUGGGAAAUGUUUUAAAAGAUCUAACCUUCUACUAGAGGAUAGUCCAAAUAAAAAAUAUAAGAGUGAAAAGAUGGAACUUCAAGAUUCACUACCGGGUAAGUCUGUUAAAGAUAAAAAUCACCAAGGUUCUGUAACUUCUCGUGUAAAUCAGGAAGUCUUAAUUUCACCAGUAACUAAGCAAAAUAAACAUGUACACAGAGAAGUGAAACUCAGUUGUGAACAGGAGGAGCAGGGAGAUACUUUUAAAUAUGAUCAACUCAGCAGGGCACAGAAAAUGCCUCCAAGAUUUGCAGCUCCUCUACCAAAGGAACCAGGAAACUAUGAGUUCUGUAGUCCUAUUACCUCUCUUACGUUUCCUCAGGAUUUCAAAGUCCCCAGUGACGUUGCUGUGUCCAGUAAGGAGAAAACAGAGUUUUUUUCAGUGGAAAAGAAAUCCUACAGUUCUUCCAAUCUAGGUCAAAUUCCAGUGACAUCUAAUUUCCCUACUUUUCAUAUAACACCUCUUAACCUAAUGCUACCACCACCUUCUGUAGCAACAACAUCCUCAGGAAACGGUGCUGUUGCGUCAGUCCAGGUUAACCCUACCCCGCCUCAGAGCACCUUAGUUCUGAACAUUAUGCUACAACAGUUAGGAAUGAUGCCAGCCAAUGUACAGAUGUCUGCAGAUCACCUACAUCGAUCCGCUUUCAUCUGUCAAGGAGCAGAACAUGUUAGUCCUGUCCCAGUAAGUGUAGGUUUGCAGCAAGCGACUGUAUCGCAGAACGUCUUACUAAGGGAUUACCGAGAUUUACAUGAAGAAUUGGUUCCAACCACUCCUCAGGAGACAAGUGUUCCUAUGACAUUCAAAGAUUCUAAGAAAGGCAAUGAAACAUCAAGUGAUCGAAGCCUAGAUCCUGGCUCUCAUUGA
Molecule: messenger RNA, 2668 nt
Organism: Protobothrops mucrosquamatus (brown spotted pit viper)
Lineage: Eukaryota; Metazoa; Chordata; Lepidosauria; Squamata; Viperidae
Gene: E2F8
Product: E2F transcription factor 8
Exons: 13
Coding region: 77-2668 (863 amino acids)
Biological process (GO): regulation of transcription by RNA polymerase II
Cellular component (GO): RNA polymerase II transcription regulator complex
Molecular function (GO): DNA-binding transcription factor activity, RNA polymerase II-specific; RNA polymerase II cis-regulatory region sequence-specific DNA binding
Source: RefSeq, a predicted model, not a curated record